CAGCAGCCUCUCGAGCCUCGCCGAGCGCCGGCCCGCGCCCGCGUGCCCGCGCCGGGGGACACCCGCGGCGGCCCCGAAGGAUGCAGGUGCAGGCGCAGGUGCCCCUCGGCGUGCGGCCAGGCCAGACGUUCACGCUGCAGACCUCGCACGGCCUCGUGCCGGUGGUGGUGCCUCCCGGCGCUUCCCCCGGGCAGCAGGUGGUCUUCACGGUGCCCGCGCACCCCGCCGCUGUCGUGGGCAACCCAGUGGUGCAUGGCAGCGUGGCGGGCUCGGCGCCGCCGCCGCAGCUGGGGAUGGCCGAGGCGGGCAGCGGUGCAUCCGCGCCCAAGGGCUACCGCGCGGAUCCGCUGACCGCCACGGCGGACGGGCUGCCCCUGCUGGCGGGCAUCCCCGUGGAGAAGCAGGAGCAGAAGCUGAGCGAGAUCCGCCGCGGUGGCGAGCUCGUGCGGGAUAAUGCGCCGUUUCCCGCGCGGCGCACGUACCGCGACGCGGUCUGGGGCGUCCUCUUCGUGGCCUUGGCCAUGGCCAUGACCGUCGGAGCGGUGUAUUUCGGCAGGUCCCUGUCCAGCGAUGCACAGGUGGACCUGUCGAGCGAGGACGCUGAGUGGAUCGCCAACACCGUGUACGCCGGCUUGGCCGGUGGAGUGGCCUCGCUCGGGGCAGCCAUGGCGUACGUGUGGCUGGCGAGCACCGCACCCGCGUGCAUCGUUUGGACGUCUCUGUUGUUCAGUCCGGUGUUGAUGAUCGUGAGCGGCCUGGUGUUCUUGGUGGCGGUAUCGGCGGUUGCGGGCCUCAUUUUGAUCAUUCUGGGCAUGCUGUGCCUCAGUUGCGUCUUCUUCUGCUACCGCCCGCUGAUCCCGUUCAUGAUAAAGAUCGUGGAGGUGGUGUCCAGUGUGAUCCGAAUUCACCCCUGCGUCAUGGCCGUGUCCUUGAUAGGCUCGGUUGCUGGCAUCGUCUGGACUGCCAUCUGCAUGAUCACGUUCACGGGUGCAUAUCUGGAGUUCAAGAACGAGGCGGAGGACUUAACUUCCACGGCGCAGUACGUCCUGUACUUCUUCGCAGUCCUGAUCUUCAUCGUUGGCGGGCAGGUCGCGUAUUACGUCUGUCACGUGACGUAUUGUGGCGUGUUCGGUCGUUGGUACUUCGGGGUGGACAGGGAGGGCGGCGUGCUGGGGAGGAGCCUGAGUGUGGCCCUGACCACCUCCUUCGGCAGCAUCUGCUGCGGGUCCUUCCUCAUUGCUGCGGUCCGGGCCCUCGAGGCGGUCCUCCGGAAGGGCAGGUCGGACGCGCAGGACUCCGGCAACGUGGUCUGCUGCGUCGUCCUCUGCUUGCUGGAGUGCGUCAUCUCGUGCAUCGGGGACCUCCUCGAGUACUUCAGCGAGUGGGCGUACGUGCAGGCCGCCGUGCGCGGCACCUCGCUCGUCGAGUCCGCGCGCAUCACCCACAGCCUGAUGACGUGCGCGAACCUGCUGUACGUGGUGCAGGACCUCCUCGUCAACGCCGUGGUCAACCUCGGGGCGGUGCUCUGCGGCCUCGUCGGGGGCGGCGUGGGGGCCGCCGUGGGCUUCGCCGCCUCCGGGGCGGACGCCGCGCUGUCGGGCGGCAUCGCGGGCCUCCUGGCGGGCCUGCUGGCGGGCGGCGCCGCCGCGGGCAUCAUCUCCUCCGGGACGAAGGCCAUCCUGGUGCUGUGGGCCGAGAACCCCGCCCCGCUGGAG
This is a messenger RNA of Prorocentrum cordatum, 1715 nucleotides long. The record is from the annotation of a GenBank genome assembly. NCBI's taxonomy places the organism in Eukaryota, Dinophyceae, Prorocentrales, Prorocentraceae.